AUGACUUUCAGACGAACCCUGGCCGCUGCUCUGGUCGCUGUGCCAUUUAUCACUUGCCACCCUACGCGUGAGAUACAUCCCCGUUAUCCUGCGUCAGAAACGAAAAAGAGCUGGUGUCUAACAUUUACGCCAGCUGCUAAUUCCAUUGACCGUAGUGGCUAUGAUGAGCAUAGUAAUAUCGUCGUCUUCAACUACGAAGUCGAAUCCGCCGUUCAUGUGCCCGAGGUUGUUGUUUGGGACGAUAACGAUGAGGUUGUAACCUCGAACCCGACAAUUCUGCGUCUUCCUCCCAAAAUGGCGUCGAAUUACGUGACUGGAAAUUUGCACCCAACUGCCGAACCAACCAUUACUACGACCAUGACAUCCUUGAUCACGCAGACCGUGACCGUGACCGUGCCUGCCCCGACUCAUUCGCCAUCUGGUAUCCCGGUAACACCCCCCAGAGUGAAUUCUACAGAACUCUUUGGUGUCUCGUAUACCCCCUACCGUGCUGACCACGGAUGUAAGAGUCAGGAAGAUAUCGACGAUGACAUUGACAAAAUUGCUGGACAGUACUCUGUCAUCCGUGUCUACGGCACAGACUGCGACCAAGUCGCCAUGAUGUACAAGACUGCCAAGAAGACGGGAAUGAAGCUGUUCCUAGGUAUCUGGGAUCCUUCCACUGUUGAAGACGAAGCCCACAAGAUUAUUUCUGGUAUCAACGGUGAUUGGAAUAUGGUUCACACUGUCAGUGUUGGUAAUGAGCUGGUCAAUAAUGGCCAGGCAUCCCCCAGCCUUAUUAUCAACGUUAUGAGAUCUGCCCGAUCCAUGCUCCGCGCGGCAGGUUACCAGGGUCCGGUUGUGACUGUUGAUACCUUCAUGGCGGUUCAGGCUCAUCCCGAACUAUGUGACGCUUCAGAUUACUGUGCCAUGAAUGCUCAUCCGUUCUUCGAUAGUACCACCACUGCUUCCUACGCAGGACGUUGGUUGGUCAAAACCAUCGAUCGCGUCAAAUCUGUUCUGUCAACCUCAAAGAGAGUUAUCAUCACCGAGACUGGAUGGCCAACCAAGGGGCUUACCAAUGGUGUUGCUGUGCCAGGCCUCGCUAACCAGAAGAUGGCUUUGGAUUCUAUACAAGAGGCUUUCGCUGCCAGUCCCGGUGAUAUCAUUCUUUUAUCCGCUUUCAAUGAUCUCUGGAAGACGAAAGCUGCAUCGACAUUUGAUGCUGACCAAUUUUGGGGAAUCAACGGUGCUGUCGCCAAUUGUGAUUUAUAA
Messenger RNA from Cordyceps militaris CM01, 1254 nucleotides. RefSeq names its product cell wall glucanase (Scw4), putative. Lineage: Eukaryota; Fungi; Ascomycota; Sordariomycetes; Hypocreales; Cordycipitaceae. Gene Ontology annotation, molecular function: glucan endo-1,3-beta-D-glucosidase activity; 1,3-beta-glucanosyltransferase activity. The transcript has a single exon. Bases 1 to 1254 code for a protein of 417 amino acids. Gene Ontology annotation, cellular component: fungal-type cell wall; extracellular region; cell surface. Gene Ontology annotation, biological process: cell wall organization. The record is from RefSeq and is a predicted model, not a curated record.